This is a messenger RNA of Vespa crabro (European hornet), 3379 nucleotides long. It is a transcript of the gene Vha100-1, whose product is annotated as V-type proton ATPase 116 kDa subunit a1. Gene Ontology annotation, molecular function: ATPase binding; proton-transporting ATPase activity, rotational mechanism. The transcript has 11 exons. The record is from RefSeq and is a predicted model, not a curated record. Gene Ontology annotation, biological process: vacuolar acidification; proton transmembrane transport. Gene Ontology annotation, cellular component: vacuolar proton-transporting V-type ATPase complex; plasma membrane; vacuolar proton-transporting V-type ATPase, V0 domain. Bases 268 to 2802 code for a protein of 844 amino acids. NCBI's taxonomy places the organism in Eukaryota, Metazoa, Arthropoda, Insecta, Hymenoptera, Vespidae.
AUCAUUGGGUGUGAACUUGUCGCAAGUGUGGCACGUAUAGAACUCGUGACUUUCGAUGUAUGGUUGUGUAAAAUAGUUCAAAUCUCGUGAUGUUACGAUAUUGAUCGUUAAUACCUUGCAUUCGUAUUAUAUAUUGUGUGGUUAUUCACGUUGACUCACAUUAUCUUUGAAUUUCGUUGAGUUCGCUUCGUAGAGUUCUCUUUUUUACGAACACGGGUGUAGCUGAAACAAUUUUUCAUCCUAAUAGUAAAUUCUCCAUCUUUUAAGAUGGGUUCACUUUUUCGAAGCGAAGAAAUGACCUUGUGUCAACUCUUUUUACAAAGCGAAGCUGCCUACGCUUGUGUCUCCGAACUCGGCGAACUUGGCCUUGUCCAAUUUCGAGAUCUUAAUCCAGAUGUUAACGCAUUUCAACGAAAAUUCGUUAAUGAAGUACGUCGUUGCGAUGAAAUGGAACGAAAAUUACGUUAUCUUGAAAAGGAAAUUAAAAAGGAUGAAAUACCAAUGCUUGAUACUGGUGAAAAUCCUGAAGCUCCACAACCUCGUGAGAUGAUUGAUCUAGAAGCUACAUUUGAAAAGUUGGAGAAUGAGCUGCGGGAAGUCAAUCAAAAUGCUGAAGCUUUGAAACGUAAUUUCUUAGAAUUGACUGAGCUAAAGCAUAUAUUAAGAAAAACUCAAGUCUUCUUUGACGAGGCUGAGAAUGGAGGUGUCGUAUCGCAGAUGGCAGAUCCAAGUCGUGAGGAAGAACAAGUCACUCUCUUGGGUGAAGAGGGCCUCCGCGCCGGCGGCCAGGCUCUCAAGCUCGGUUUCGUUGCUGGAGUUAUACUACGUGAACGCAUUCCUGCAUUCGAACGCAUGCUAUGGCGUGCAUGUCGUGGAAAUGUAUUUUUACGUCAAGCUGAGAUUGAAACACCCUUGGAAGAUCCUUCAACAGGAGACCAAGUUUUUAAAUCGGUGUUUAUUAUAUUCUUCCAAGGUGAUCAAUUAAAGACACGAGUUAAAAAAAUUUGCGAAGGUUUUAGGGCAACUUUGUACCCCUGUCCUGAAGCACCAGCCGAUCGACGGGAAAUGGCUAUGGGAGUAAUGACACGUAUUGAAGACUUAAAUACGGUACUUGGUCAAACUCAAGAUCAUCGUCAUCGUGUCUUAGUAGCUGCAGCGAAAAAUAUCAAAAAUUGGUUUGUCAAAGUUCGGAAAAUAAAAGCUAUUUAUCAUACAUUAAAUUUAUUCAAUUUAGAUGUCACUCAAAAAUGUUUGAUAGCGGAAUGUUGGGUACCUGUAUUAGAUAUCGAGACGAUUCAACUUGCCUUGCGUCGUGGAACGGAACGUAGCGGUAGUUCUGUAUCUCCUAUCCUAAAUCGUAUGGAAACAUUCGAAGAUCCACCGACUUACAAUCGUACGAAUAAAUUUACUAAAGGUUUUCAAGCUUUGAUUGAUGCAUAUGGAGUUGCAUCCUACAGAGAAAUGAAUCCUGCGCCAUAUACGAUAAUUACUUUCCCAUUCUUAUUCGCUGUCAUGUUUGGUGAUCUUGGACAUGGAUUGAUUAUGUUUCUAUUUGGUGGAUGGAUGGUGUUAAAGGAAAAACCAUUAGCGGCUAAAAAAUCUGACAAUGAAAUAUGGAAUAUCUUUUUUGGUGGCAGAUAUAUUGUUUUCUUAAUGGGAUUAUUUUCGAUGUAUACAGGAUUUAUAUACAACGACGUAUUUUCUAAAUCUUUAAAUAUUUUCGGGUCACAUUGGAAUAUCACUUAUAAUUUCACGACCGUCCAUUCGAAUAGAGCUCUGCAAUUAAAUCCAAAUACAACAGAAUACGAACAGAAUCCUUACCCAAUUGGUUUAGAUCCUGUAUGGCAAUUAGCCGAAAAUAAAAUUAUAUUCUUAAAUUCCUAUAAAAUGAAGAUUUCAAUAAUCUUUGGUGUACUACAUAUGUUGUUUGGUGUCAUUGUUGGAUUAUGGAAUCAUUUGUACUUCAAGAAAAGGAUAAAUAUUACUUGUGAAUUUAUUCCUCAAAUUAUAUUUUUAACAGUACUUUUCUUAUACAUGGUUGUACUCAUGUUUAUUAAAUGGAUAAAGUAUCAUGCAACCUUAACAUCAGAAAUUCGUCCUAGUCCUUACUGCGCACCAUCAGUAUUAAUUACAUUUAUCAAUAUGGUACUUUUCAACAAACCUGUACAAUUGAAAGGUUGUGACAAAUGGAUGUAUGCUGGUCAAGAUGGAUUCCAGAAAUUUUUAGUUGUCGUAGCUGUCAUUUGCAUUCCAUGGAUGUUAUUAGCUAAGCCAAUUACAUUUAUGCGUAAUGCAAAGAAACAACAUUAUCAAUUAAACAAUCAUGGUGCCGAAAAUGGUGACGUAGAUGGUAAUGUCGGUGCGGUGCAACCAACAGCAGGUGUUCAAGGUAAUCAUAAAGAAGAACAAGAAGAUAUGGCUGAAGUAUUCAUACACCAAGGCAUUCAUACUAUCGAAUAUGUACUUGGUAGUGUCUCGCAUACUGCAUCAUAUUUACGUUUGUGGGCUUUAUCUCUUGCUCAUGCACAACUCUCAGAAGUAUUAUGGUCAAUGGUAAUGAGGAAUGGAUUAACCAGAGAAGGUUGGAUUGGUGGUAUUAUUCUUUGGGCAGUAUUCGCAUUUUGGGCUGUUUUGACAGUUGGUAUUUUAGUUCUGAUGGAAGGACUUUCAGCUUUCUUACAUACUCUUCGUCUCCAUUGGGUUGAAUUUCAAAGCAAGUUUUAUGCUGGUUUGGGUUAUAGUUUCCAACCAUUUUCAUUUGAAAUUAUAUUAGAUGCUGCUCAAUCGACUACCGAGGAUUAAAGGCUUUAAUAGAAAUAAUUAGAACGCUAUAAAUGACAUAGAAAACAAGUGUCUAUAUUUCCAGACUAUAAAACAAUAUAUAAAAGAAACUUGUAAUGUAAUUAUUGUUUCAAAUAAUUUCUAUAACUUGUAAAUGUUUAUCAUUGAUAGUGUAUUUGAUUAAUACGUACUUUAGCAAAAAGCACGAUAAUAAUAUUGAAUAAAAAAAUAAGAAAAAACAUUUUACAAUAUAUUAUAUUUAAAUAUAGACAAAAAACAUUAUUAGUAUGUCUCUUAUUAUAGAUGUUUUGUGUGAUUGAGUUACAUGGAAUCAAUGAAUUAGAACGUGUUGUUGUACAAAUAUUUAUUAUAUAUUAUAUAUAACAUAACUAUACGCAUAAUCUAAAAGUUAAAUAAAACUUCCGUAACAUAAAGCAUGCAACUGAUAUUAAUUUAACACAGUGUGUUAUAAUUUAAUUUUACAAUAGAUUAUACUUUUAGUGAAAAAUUCGCCAAUGUAUGUUGUAUUUAACUUUCAAAACACUGUAUGUAAUGAGCUAUAAUUAAUAGGCUACAAAAUACAUAUUUCGCAGCAUAA